GAUGGCCCUCCGACUUUAUUACGAUAUUUGAUUUAUUAGAAAUGCCCCCUCGUCUGUGUGGCUGGCGCGCGCGUCCACACACACACACACACACACACACACGCGCGGCUCUGGCUCGCGUCCCUCCCUCGUUUCCAGCUCCUGGGCGAAUCCCACAUCUGUUUCAACUCUCCGCCGAGGGCGAGCGGGAGCGAGUGUGUGUCGGACCCUGAGUAGAGGGAGAAGCGGGGACCUCCGGACAUGGCCCCCGCCAGCCUGCUGCUCUGCCUGCUGUCCGCCACCGUCCUCCCGCUGCUGGACGGCAGCGCCGCCUUCCUGUCCCACCACCGCCUGAAGGGCCGGUUCCAGAGGGACCGCAGGAACAUCCGCCCCAACAUCAUCCUGGUGCUGACCGACGACCAGGACGUGGAGCUGGGCUCCAUGCAGGUGAUGAACCGGACGCGGCGCCUCCUGGAGCAGGGCGGGGCGCACUUCGUCAACGCCUUCGUGACCACGCCCAUGUGCUGCCCGUCGCGCUCCUCCAUCCUCACCGGCAAGUACGUGCACAACCACAACACCUACACCAACAACGAGAACUGCUCGUCGCCCUCCUGGCAGGCGCAGCACGAGAGCCGCACCUUCGCCGUGUACCUCAACAGCACGGGCUACCGCACAGCUUUCUUCGGGAAGUACCUCAAUGAAUACAACGGCUCCUACGUGCCACCCGGCUGGAAGGAGUGGGUGGGACUCCUCAAAAACUCGCGCUUUUACAACUACACGCUGUGCCGGAACGGGGUGAAGGAGAAGCACGGCUUCGACUACUCCAAGGAUUACCUCACAGACCUCAUCACCAACGACAGCGUGAACUUCUUCCGCACGUCCAAGAAGAUGUACCCGCACCGGCCGGUGCUGAUGGUCCUCAGCCACGCGGCUCCCCACGGCCCCGAGGACUCGGCACCCCAGUACUCCGGCCUCUUCCCCAACGCGUCCCAGCACAUCACACCGAGCUACAACUACGCCCCCAACCCCGACAAGCACUGGAUCAUGCGCUACACGGGCCCCAUGAAGCCCAUCCACAUGGAAUUCACCAACAUGCUGCAGCGCAGGCGCCUCCAGACCCUCAUGUCCGUGGACGACUCCAUGGAGACGAUCUACAACAUGCUGGUGGAGACGGGCGAGCUGGACAACACCUACAUCGUCUACACUGCCGACCACGGCUACCACAUCGGCCAGUUUGGCCUGGUCAAGGGCAAGUCCAUGCCGUACGAGUUUGACAUCAGGGUCCCGUUCUACGUGCGGGGCCCCAACGUGGAGGCCGGCUCUCUGAACCCCCACAUCGUCCUCAACAUUGACCUGGCCCCCACCAUCCUGGAUAUCGCUGGCCUGGACAUCCCCACGGACAUGGAUGGGAAAUCUAUCCUCAAACUGCUGGACACAGAGCGGCCAGUGAAUCGGUUUCACCUGAAAAAGAAGGUGAGGGUCUGGCGGGACUCCUUCCUGGUGGAGAGAGGUAAACUGCUUCACAAGCGGGAGAGCGGCAAGGUGGAGGCCCAGGAGAACUUCCUGCCCAAGUAUCAGCGCGUGAAGGACCUGUGUCAGCGUGCCGAGUACCAGACGGCCUGCGAGCAGCUGGGGCAGAAGUGGCAGUGCGUGGAGGACGCAGCAGGGAGGCUGAAGCUGCACAAGUGCAAAGGCCCUGUGCGGCCCGGCGGCGGCGCCCUCUCCAACCUGGUGCCCAAGUACUACCGGCAGGGCAGCGAGGCCUGCGCCUGCGACAGCGGGGACUACAAGCUGGGCCUGGCGGGACGCAGGACAAAGUUCUUCAAGAAGAAGUACAAGGCCAGCUACGCCCGUAACCGCGCCGUCCGCUCCGUGGCCGUUGAGGUGGAUGGCGAGGUGUACCACGUGGGCCUGGAGGACACGGCCCCCCAGCCCCGCAACCUCACCAAGCGGCACUGGCCAGGGGCCCUGGAGGACCAGGAUGACAAGGACGGCGGGGGUUUCAGUGGCACUGGAGGCCUUCCAGACUACUCUGCUCCCACCCCCAUUAAAGUGACCCAUCGGUGCUACAUCCUGGAGAACGACACGGUCCAGUGCGACCUGGCCCUGUACAAGUCCCUGCAGGCCUGGAAAGACCACAAGCUGCACAUAGACCACGAGAUCGAAACCCUGCAGAACAAAAUUAAGAACCUGAGGGAAGUCCGAGGUCACCUGAAGAAAAAGCGCCCAGAAGAAUGUGAUUGCCACAAAAUCAGCCACGCCGAGCACCGAGGCCGCCUCAGGCACAAGGGCUCCAGCCUGCAUCCUUCCAGGAAGGGUCUACAGGAGAAGGACAAGGUGUGGCUGCUGCGGGAGCAGAAGCGCAAGAAGAAGCUCCGCAAGCUGCUCAAGCGACUGCAGAACAACGACACGUGCAGCAUGCCGGGCCUCACGUGCUUCACCCACGACAACCAGCACUGGCAGACGGCGCCUCUCUGGACACUGGGGCCCUUCUGCGCCUGCACCAGUGCCAACAACAACACGUACUGGUGCCUGAGGACCAUCAACGAGACCCACAACUUCCUCUUCUGUGAAUUUGCAACGGGCUUCCUGGAGUACUUCGACCUCAACACAGACCCUUACCAGCUGAUGAAUGCCGUGAACACGCUGGACAGGGACGUCCUCAACCAGCUCCACGUGCAGCUCAUGGAGCUGAGGAGCUGCAAAGGUCACAAGCAGUGUAACCCCCGGACCCGAAACGUGGACCUGGGACUUAAAGAUGGAGGAAGCUAUGAGCAAUACAGGCAGUUUCAGCGUCGAAAAUGGCCAGAAAUGAAGAGACCUUCUUCCAAGUCGCUGGGACAACUGUGGGAAGGCUGGGAAGGUUAGAGCACAGAGCUGGACCUCCCAACACCAAGAGGCCUCGCCUGACCGCACGGGCCAUGAGAGACCACGCGUGGCUCCCAGGUGACCCGUGUGGUGAGCCAGGAGUCCUGAGAGAACCUGCUUUCCGUCAACACAGCAGAUUCUGGGGGAUGACCGUCAGGAACAGAGGACUUCAGGAAGUCCACCUCUGCCCCUGCUUUGCUCUGGAUUAUACCUCACCAGCUGCACAAAAUGCAUUUUCAUAUCAAAAGGUCACCACUAACCCUGAGAGUCUCAUGAGGAAAAAAGAACUGAGAGAUUUUCAUGGAAAUUUCCCCCAAGGGUGAAAGUCAUUGGAAUUUUUUUAAAUCAUAUGGGAAAACAACUCUGUUUUAAAACCUUUUUCUUUUAAUUCAUCACAAAGAAACUAAGCAGCAGGACAGGGACAUCUUGCAGAUGCUGAGAACAGCACACACAGUUUGACAAUGAGUCAAUAGCACAAAAAAAGUGACAUUUACCUAGCUUGAUAACCCUGGUUGCCUCUGAAGAAACUGCCUUCAUUGUAUAUAUGUGACUAUUUACAUGUAACCAACAAGGGGACUUUUAGGGGAAUCUAAUAAGAAAUCGCAAUUUUCAAGAGUGGUGGUGUCAAUAAACGCUCUGUGGCCAGUGUGAAAGAAAACCCCGUGCACUUGUGGACGUUUCUGUUCCUGCCCA
Messenger RNA from Sciurus carolinensis (gray squirrel), 3540 nucleotides. RefSeq names its product sulfatase 2 (gene Sulf2). Lineage: Eukaryota; Metazoa; Chordata; Mammalia; Rodentia; Sciuridae. The coding region runs from base 241 to 2847 and encodes 868 amino acids. The transcript has 21 exons. The record is from RefSeq and is a predicted model, not a curated record. Gene Ontology annotation, molecular function: glycosaminoglycan binding; N-acetylglucosamine-6-sulfatase activity; calcium ion binding. Gene Ontology annotation, cellular component: endoplasmic reticulum; cell surface; Golgi apparatus.